AUGGUAACUAUUGUAACUUAUUUAUAUAAAAUUUGCUGGAUAAAUUUGUCUGGCUUGGAUAAUGCUGGUAAAACGACGAUAUUAAAGAAUUUAGCUUCAGAAGACAUAAAACAUAUUACACCCACACAGGGUUUCAAUAUUAAAAGCGUAGUAUCUGAUGAUGUGAAAUUGAAUGUAUGGGAUAUUGGAGGACAACGAAAGAUUCGUCCAUACUGGAAAAAUUAUUUCGAGAAUACCGAUGUUUUGAUAUAUGUAAUCGACAGCUGUGAUCGUAAACGAUUUGAUGAAACAGGCAUGGUAAAAAAGUUAUUUAAUAAUAGACGGAAAGGCACAGUACACCUUAAUAGUACUAAAAACACGGAUGUAUGGUCUAUAAGUAUUUUCAGUGACACCAGUGCAGGAGACAUUGACACAUUGGCUCUAUUGCUUGUUAUAAGAAAUUAUGCUUUGAAGGGUAGAUUUGAGAGAGUUUCUGAAGAGCUUUUUGAACUUCUGGACGAAGAGAAACUUAAAAAUGUCCCACUACUGGUUUAUGCUAAUAAGCAAGAUUUGGUGACGGCAGCUAAAGCAAAUGAAAUAGCAGAAGGUUUACAACUACUGUCCAUCCGUGACCGAUCUUGGCAGAUUCAAGGAUGUUCUGCUGUAACUGGAGAGGGUAUCAAGGAUGGAAUGGAUUGGAUCUCGAAGAAUUUACGGCAACAACAACAGAAGUCGAAAUAG
This is a messenger RNA of Cercopithifilaria johnstoni, 720 nucleotides long. Lineage: Eukaryota; Metazoa; Nematoda; Chromadorea; Rhabditida; Onchocercidae. The record is from the annotation of a GenBank genome assembly.